AUGAGUCGUUCCUCCUGGAGCGAGCGGUGGAGAGCUUCUGCAGCGGGGCUGUGCCUUUCGGGCCUUUUUACGGUGGGAUAUUGGGAAGAGAGUCGGAGACGACCCGAGGAGGUGUUGUUUCUCAAGUACGAGGACCUGUGCAGAGAGCCCAAAGAGCAGGUCAGGAAGCUCGCUUCAUUUAUGAAGCCGUUUUUCUCGACAUCGACGGCGGGUGGUGAUGAUGAUGAGGUGGUGGUGGGUGGAGAAAGUGUUGUGGCGUAG
Molecule: messenger RNA, 261 nt
Organism: Linum tenue
Lineage: Eukaryota; Viridiplantae; Streptophyta; Magnoliopsida; Malpighiales; Linaceae
Source: the annotation of a GenBank genome assembly